UUCUGCAAAAAAACUGCUCUCUCUCCCUUUCUCUCUCUGCAAUCUCUCUUCGCCAUAUCCAUUUUCUGAUCUACUUUCUUCCAGCAAUUGAUUGCCAUUUGACUCUCCGUCUCUGUAUCUCUAGCCUGCAACUGAAGAACUGGUAAUCUCACUGGUUCUUCGAUUUCAGGCUCAUUACAUUAUACAUACAUAUAUAUAUAUACACGCAAUAGAUACAUUUUGUAAAUAUAUGUAUGUAUAAUCCAAUUUAGAGAAAAAAUACGUUGAGAAAAUGGCGUGUGUAGCCGAUCGUGCUGAUAGCAUCGAUACAGAUAAAUUGAGCUACGAAAUUUUCUCAAUUUUGGAGAGCAAAUUCCUGUUUGGCUACGACGAUCCAAAGCUCUGGCUGCCGAAGCCGAUUCCGGAGCCUAAAAACGGCGUCGGCGAGGCGGAAAUCCACGCGAUUAAGAAUCAGAGGGGGAAAAUACGCAUUCUGAGCGUCGACGGCGGCGGCGGUGGCGGAAUGCGAGGCGUCAUUCUCGGCAAGGCGCUGUCGUAUUUGGAGGCGGCGCUGAGGAGCAAAUCCGGCGAUCCGAACGCUAGAAUCGCCGAUUACUUCGACGUCGCCGCCGGCACCGGCGUGGGCGGGAUAUUCACGGCGAUGCUCUUCGCCGCGAGCGAUCAGAGCCACAGCCGCCCGAUUUUCCGCGCCGACGACACGUGGAGGUUCCUCGCCGCCGAGGGGAGCAAAUUCCGCCGCCCGCGGCGACGGAAAAUCGGUCUAUUGAAGCGAGUUUUCGGCCGGAGCGCCUCCGCCGGCGCGUCCAGCGCCGGCCUGGAGAGAGCGAUGAAGGAGGCGUUCAAGGAUCGGAAAACCGGACGGAGUUUGACGCUGAAAAACACGAUAAAACCGGUUUUAAUCCCUUGCUACGAUUUGGCCAGUACGGCGCCGUUUCUGUUCUCGAGAGCUGCCGCUUUGGAGUCGGAUAGCUUCGAUUUUAAUCUGUGGGAGGUGUGCCUCGCCACGUCAGCUGAACCGGGUUUAUUCAACCCGGUUCGCAUGGAAUCGGUGGACCGGAAGACGCGGUGCGUUGGCGUCGACGGUGGACUGACGAUGAGCAAUCCGACGGCGGCGGCGAUUACGCACGUGCUGCAUAACAAGCAGGAGUUUCCGUUCGUGCGAGGGGUGGAGGACAUUUUGGUACUUUCACUCGGUGCGGGAGGGCAGCUGACGGAGAGCGCCUUCGAUUACGAGCAGGUUCGGAAAUGGACGGCGGAGGAUUGGGCUCGGCCGUUGGCUCGGAUUUCCGGCGAGGGGUCGGCGGAGCUCGUCGACCACGCGGUGGCGAUGGCCUUCGGCCAGUGCCGGAGCAGUAAUUAUGUGCGAAUUCAGGCCAACGGAUCGAGUUUCGGUAGGUGUGGGCCCCACAUUGACUCAGACCCGAGUCCGAGCAACAUAGGCCUACUGACUGGAAUAGCGGAUGAAACUCUGAAACAGAAGAACGUCGAGUCCGUCCUAUUUGGAGGCAAGAGGCUCGGAGAGCAGAGCAACUCAGAGAAGCUCGACUGGUUCGCCGAGCAGCUGGUCUUGGAGCACCAGCGGAGGAGCUGCCGGAUAGCCCCAACAGUCGUGCUGAAGCAGCCCAUCUCGAGACCAUCUUGACCGAUCUCCGCAACGUGACAUACAACAAAUUGGGAGCAAGGGAAAAAAAACUGGCAAAGGUGUUUGAAACUAGGUAUAGAAUACCAAAAAAAAAAAAGAAAUGGAAGAAGAAAAGUGAUGAUGAUAGUGGCUUGAACAUUUCUUUGGAUUGGUGGGGGAUGUAGUUGAGGAAGUGGGGUAAUGUGUGAAGAAGAAUUUCAGCUGUAGUGGAGAGAGAGGGAGAGAGAGAGAGAGAGUCAAAGACAGAGACAAAGACAAAGUGGUGGAUCUUUGUGGGAUUCUUUGCCGGCCAGCGGCGGGGGUGGUGUUGCCGCCACUCCCACGGUGGUCAAACAAACUGUUUUUUUCACUAUUCACUUUCUUUGUAUUUUGUCUUUGAAGAAAGUGUAAUAUAUAAUUACUUAUUAAUUUUCCCUUAUUACUCACGUUGAUUGCAAUUA
Messenger RNA from Salvia hispanica, 2082 nucleotides. RefSeq names its product patatin-like protein 6. The record is from RefSeq and is a predicted model, not a curated record. Lineage: Eukaryota; Viridiplantae; Streptophyta; Magnoliopsida; Lamiales; Lamiaceae. Gene Ontology annotation, biological process: lipid metabolic process.